This is a messenger RNA of Sphaerulina musiva SO2202, 465 nucleotides long. RefSeq lists its product as uncharacterized. Bases 1 to 465 code for a protein of 154 amino acids. The record is from RefSeq and is a predicted model, not a curated record. Lineage: Eukaryota; Fungi; Ascomycota; Dothideomycetes; Mycosphaerellales; Mycosphaerellaceae. The transcript is spliced from 3 exons.
AUGGCCUCGGCUAUGUCGAUUGCGCAGAAGCGCAAACAAUCGAUUGCUCGCAAGACUCCUCGCACUAGUAGAAAGGGACUUCCUUCGCGCACAGGUAGUAAAAAGCUUCCAGGCGCUCGCAUCAAGAAGGGACACAGAUAUGCCCUAGGUAUCUGCCCUUACAACUCUGGUCCUGUCAAUCCCAAUUUCAUCUAUACAGAGCCAAAGAAGAACAAAGCUCCUAAGGUGCUGAAACCGAAGGCUACGCCAAAAUGCAAGCCUCUCCCUACCAAGAAGCCUCGACGAAUUGUUGAUCACGAUUCCGACGAGGAUAUACCAGACGCUACUCAGAAUCCGACUGUAGACAACAAUGAUAGCGAGGAACCUACUGCUCAGCAGGCAACUCUUGAUAAUGAGCAAGAGGAAGAUGAUCAAGACGAAGAUAAGCAGGACGAAGAUGAGCAGGAGCAAGAUGAGCAAGAUUAA